CCUUGUAUUUAAUAGAAUGAUCAAAAAGCCCCUUUCCUCUUCUUCCUCAUUUGGCUCUCUGCUUUGCAUCAAGUUUUUCUGCACCAACUCUUCUAUAAAACCUAGAUUUUUAUAAUUGUUUUUGUACUUUUUUAAUUCUCAAUUUGAAGCUCUAAGCCCUUUUAUAUACACAAUAUAUCAAAAGGGUUUUUAAUUCAUUCUUGAUCAAUAAGCAGAAAAGGACUCUCUUUUUUUCAAUUAAUUCAAAUUUUACUUGAGUUUCUUUAUGUUAUUGCAUAUCUUUCACAAGGUUCUUUUCUUUAACUGCUAUUAAAGUAAACCCAUUUGUUUGAUAUUAUCUACUUUUAGUAAAGGCGAACCUUUGUAUGAGUAUAUAUUUUUUUUGGGUUUUUUUAAAGACCUGAACUUGAUAAAGAAAAAUAUGGCAUCAAGUUUGCAUCAAUGGGAAUCUGACCCGCUGUUCUCAGCUGCUGAAGUGGUUCAAGACUCUGCUGACAGGAUGGAGUCACUUUUUCGACUCCUUUUGCAUGAUCAGAGUCUUGUUCGAGGUGACCAUCCUGAUCCCAGGCUGCUUAUGUCCAUAGAAUAUCAUAGGCGUGAUCUUGCAACUAUACUUGAAACUGCAAAAUGGCAGUUGGAAGAUUUUGAAAGAGCCGUUCACUUCUCAGCUGUGCAAGAUAAAUCUCGAUCUAGGGAAGAUGUGAUUUCCAGACAUAGGCAGUUCAUUAGAGCCAUUAGAGAACAAGUAAAUCAUGUGGAGAAUAGUGUAGCUGGCCCGGCUUUGGGAGAUUCAAUGAGAAAUACUGAAUGGGGUAAUUUAAAUGAACAGGACAGAGAUGGAUUAGCCUUGUUUCUGAUUGGAGGAAAUACCGCUGGACAUUCUAAUCAUUAUGAGAUGGAAGAUAGUAGCAUAUUGAGAAGAUUUCUUGAUCCAACCUCAGCAUCAAGUUUAACAGAUAAUGAAAUUGUUGAGCACGGGAGCGUAGAAUUUGAGAAGUUGAAACUGAGUGGAAAUGUGCAAGCAGAUGAUUCUGCGUCGAAGGAUGAUUAUUUCAAAAAGCUGGGUUCACAUUACACUACUAGAUUAGGCUCAGAUCUCCAAGACAUCUCCUGUAACAGGCCUGGCGAUGGUGGUCACUGGGAUCUAGAAGCUGAUGAAGCCACACCUAAAAACGUUUUCCAUGAAAACAGUUCUAGAUACAGUAGAAUGAACUUUUUUGGUUUCCUGAACAAUCUAUGGAAAAUGUGGGGGACCAAGGUCACUAAGAGCUAUAUAAAGAGGUUGAAAGAUGGAGAAGAACAAAGGCAUUCUCCCACAUACAUUGAUGUUUCAUAUUCUGCACAGGGUCAACAUAUGGGACCAAGUUUAGGAUCUAGAUGUAGAAGCUUGACAGGAUUAUGCUCUAGAUUUCGAGCAAAUCUGAUGAUCCUGGGCGGCAGCCUAGAAGCACAAUAUCAAAGAUUUCCCUGCCACAUUCAAGUCAAUCGACAUUCAAUGCAAGUAAUAUUCACAAUAAUCUUUGUACUCAUAUUUUUUGGGAUACUGGUGUCCAAAUUUGCUUAGAAACGGUCAACUUAAUUUAAUUCUGCAAAUUAUCCAUGGAGAAGAAGUUGCAUAAGUCCCAUUGAAGAACAGAAAAAAAUAAUGUCCCAACUCCCCACCCUGAAAUGUUGCUUGGGAGCAUAACUCUGUCUGCUGCCAUGUAUAAACAAUCCCAUGAUCAUGUGAUAAAUAUUUAACGUGUAACAUGUAAUUGAUUAUAACAAAUCUGCAUGCCUUUGGUUGUUGUGAUGGUUUUGGAAUAGUAUUGGAGCGUGUUCACCAGCCUGGAGAAUGUCCCUUCUUUCUUA
Ricinus communis (castor bean) is the source of this 1851-nucleotide messenger RNA. RefSeq lists its product as uncharacterized. Gene Ontology annotation, biological process: Golgi vesicle transport. The coding region runs from base 422 to 1564 and encodes 380 amino acids. The transcript has 5 exons. NCBI's taxonomy places the organism in Eukaryota, Viridiplantae, Streptophyta, Magnoliopsida, Malpighiales, Euphorbiaceae. Gene Ontology annotation, cellular component: membrane. The record is from RefSeq and is a predicted model, not a curated record.